This is a messenger RNA of Spea bombifrons (plains spadefoot toad), 995 nucleotides long. RefSeq names its product glutamine amidotransferase class 1 domain containing 3 (gene GATD3). Gene Ontology annotation, cellular component: mitochondrion. The coding region runs from base 59 to 820 and encodes 253 amino acids. The record is from RefSeq and is a predicted model, not a curated record. The transcript has 7 exons. NCBI's taxonomy places the organism in Eukaryota, Metazoa, Chordata, Amphibia, Anura, Pelobatidae.
GUGCGUCGUCUACACGCUAUUCACAGAGGAGUUUGCGCAGUGUGUGUACGUUUCAGUAAUGUUGGCUGCGCUGCUCCGAGCCCGUGGAAUUCCAUCUCCGUUUGGAGGCCGAUCCCUGCACCGGACAGCGGGGACACCGGCGGCCAGGGUGGCCUUGGUCCUGUCUGGUUGUGGAGUUUAUGAUGGAAGCGAAAUCCAUGAAGCUUCGGCAAUACUUGUCCACCUGAGCCGAGCAGGGGCAGAUGUCAAGAUAUUUGCCCCAGAUGUGCCCCAGAUGCAUGUUAUCGAUCACAUCAAAGGCCAACCGACCCCGGAGACCAGGAACGUGUUGGCGGAGUCUGCGCGGAUCGCUCGCGGUGACAUCACAGCUCUGUCUCAUCUGAACGCAAGCGAUCACGAUGCCGUCAUCUUCCCCGGCGGAUUUGGUGCCGCAAAGAACUUGUCCUCGUACGCUGUGGACGGAGACUCGUGUCGAGUUCACCAGGAUGUGGAACGCAUUCUGAAGGAUUUUAACAAAGCCAAGAAACCGAUUGGGCUGUGCUGUAUUGCCCCUGUUCUGGCUGCUAAGGUAAUCCCCGGGGUGGAGGUGACUGUGGGCCAGGAGGAAGAACUUGGAGGGAAGUGGCCCUAUGCGGGGACCGCGAAAUCCAUCAGGGCCCUUGGGGGCGAGCACUGCCCAAAGGAGGUGCACGAGGUGCACGUGGAUGGCAGACACCGUGUGGUGACCACGCCUGCCUUCAUGGGACACGCCCCCCUGCACGCCAUCUUUGAUGGGAUCGGAGCCAUGGUCUCCGUGGUGCUGAAACUCACCGGGAAGUGACGGCUGCUCCCCAAUCAUCUGCAUUUCUCAGGGAUUGGCAGUACACGCUAAUGAUGUCAUGUCGCGCACUAAUGAUGUCAUGUCGCGCACUAAUGAUGUCAUGUCGCACAUGGGCUUGGCUAUAGCUGCUCGAUGAGAGAUCGGAACUGUGUGAAUAAAUGUGGCUUCUGUCUCA